This is a messenger RNA of Psilocybe cubensis, 1674 nucleotides long. RefSeq lists its product as uncharacterized. Lineage: Eukaryota; Fungi; Basidiomycota; Agaricomycetes; Agaricales; Agrocybaceae. Gene Ontology annotation, biological process: amino acid transmembrane transport. Gene Ontology annotation, cellular component: membrane. The coding region runs from base 1 to 1674 and encodes 557 amino acids. The transcript is spliced from 22 exons. The record is from RefSeq and is a predicted model, not a curated record. Gene Ontology annotation, molecular function: amino acid transmembrane transporter activity.
AUGGAGAAGAAGGAGCAGGAGAAAAGCAAUCGCGAUGGCAGAGAGAACGAUAGCCUUGAGGAUGGUGUAGUUCCUCCUCCCUAUGGUGCUGUCAGGCAGACGAACAAAGCUUUCCACUUCGACGAACACGACCUCGAUCGCGUCCAGCGCCGUCUGAAGCAAAGGCAUGUUCAGAUGAUUGCUAUUGCUGGUACCAUCGGUACUGGUCUAUUCUUGGGCUCAGGUGGCGCUUUGGCAACAGCAGGCCCUCUUGGGGCUUUGAUUGCAUACGCUCUUGUCGGAACUGUGGCAUACUCGUCGCUAUGCGCUGUCGGAGAGAUGUCUACUUGGGCACCAAUAUCCGGGACAUUCCCACAUUUUGCUGCCCGUUGGGUUGACCCUGCUCUUGGGUUUGCGACAGGAUGGAAUUACUUCUACACCAAUGCCAUCUCCACACCGUCAGAGAUUACAGCGGCAGUCAUUUUGCUAACCUUCUGGGAUCAUAACACUGAUCACAUACCGGCCUACACUGCUGUUCUCUGCGUUUUAGUUUGCCUUAUCAAUAUCUUUGGCGUACGCUAUUUUGGAGAAUCUGAAUUCAUAUUCGCCUUGAUCAAACUUACCCUUAUUAUUGGACUUCUUCUCGUUGGUUUGGUUGUGGACCUAGGAGGUGGCCCCAAGGGAGAUCGUAUUGGAUUCAGAUAUUGGAAAAAUCCUGGGGCCAUCAAUCGUGCUGGUUUAGUCAACAGUCAUAUUGGCAUUGAUCGCUUCCUCGCGAUGCUGAGUGUUUUGGUCAACGCAGCGUUCUCUUUCCAAGGAAUGGAGCUCGUGGUUAUUGCCGCCUCAGAGACUGAGAGCCCCCGUCGUAACAUUGCAAAGGCAGUUCGUCGAGUAUUUUAUCGCAUCUUGAUAUUCUAUAUUUUGGGUAUCCUCAUGAUUGGUAUGCUCGUGGCUUACAACGACGAAGAUCUUUUGAGCUUGCAAGGCAACAACACUGCUUCAUCAUCUCCAUUCGUUAUUGCGAUUAAACGCGCUGGUAUCAACGUGCUACCGCAUAUCGUCAAUGGUUGUAUCUUUACGAGCGCCUUCUCCGCCGGGAACAGCUUCCUGUUCUGCUCAUCCCGUGUUCUUUACGGUCUUGCUUUACGUGGCCAGGCACCGAGGAUUUUGACUUAUUGCACAAAGAAGGGUCUUCCUCUGUAUGCCGUUUUGGUAGCGUCAUGUUUUUCAUUUUUGUCGUUCAUGAGUGUUUCUUCAGGCUCAAACAAAGUUUUCGUCUGGUUCGUCAACUUGUCGACAACAGGAGGAUUCACGAGUUGGUUUGUCAUGAACAUCACCUAUAUCUACUUCCGUCGUGGAAUGCUCGCUCAGGGAUACGAUCUAACGAAAAAUUCAUACCAUAACAAGUGGCAACCAUACGUAUCCUACUGGGGUGCUGCGUGGACCUUGUUCUUCAUUUUCGUAAACGGCUUUGCCGUGUUCUGGAAUUUCGACGCCGCUGGUUUCCUGACAGCUUAUAUCAACAUACCCAUCUUCGUGGUUUUAUACCUUGGAUAUAAAGUUUGGAAACGAACCCAAAUUUGGGACCCCAUGGAGAUGGACUUUGUCACGGGCAUACCUACACUUGAAGAAACCGAAGAACCGGAGAUACCGCCCAAAAAUAUCGGAGAGAAAAUUGCAGAUAUUAUCUUCUAA